Betta splendens (Siamese fighting fish) is the source of this 5628-nucleotide messenger RNA. RefSeq names its product transmembrane protein 198-like. The transcript is spliced from 5 exons. Lineage: Eukaryota; Metazoa; Chordata; Actinopteri; Anabantiformes; Osphronemidae. Bases 3926 to 4942 code for a protein of 338 amino acids. The record is from RefSeq and is a predicted model, not a curated record. Gene Ontology annotation, cellular component: plasma membrane.
GAAAGUUUCCCUGCACAUGUCACGGACGCUUCCUUUAAAUUAGCACGCGCGGGCUCUUAUUUCUGCCUCGUCUUUGUUUGCAUGUGCGCCAUAAUACCACGCUGACAUCUCCCGUCCCUAGUUAUUAAUCAGGCAACGCCAGCGCUCUGCUGAACACAGCGCAGCGGCAGGAAUUCCACUUUUAUGAGGGCACGCUUUAAUUCCACGUUGGGAUAAUUAUUGCGUGUGGAUCUGCUUUCUUCUUUAAACACAAGCAGCUUCUUUCCCCUCGCUGCGACGCAGCCGUAAACCAGGCCCUGGUUUGUUCCUCGAGUGAAGGUAUUGUCUGGCUGUUUUGUACCAAAAGGGUUUUUAGUGAGUUAACUCUAAACCUUUGAGGGAAAUUCUAGUCAUACUAGCACAAUUCAGCCAUUUAUACAUUGUCACAAUAUAUAAUCAGAUCCGUCCAGAACGGGUGAGGGGUUCAUCGGCGUGAACGUCAGCUGUGUUGAGCUGUACUAUGUCGUCUGUGCGUUAAUAAAGACACAACAUUCCCCAACUACGUCGUGUGAGUCCAGAUGCGUCCACAGCAGGAGCAAGUAGAACGAAAAAGCAAAGGCCGUACACGUCACAUUGUGCCAGAUGUGCCAGAUGUUUUUAUUGUGCAGUAGAAAAUAUUUGACUUUUUCCCAAUGGAAUCAGGACAAAAACCCAGUAUGGUUUUGAUGAAGAAACAGUGACUCUAACCUAAAUGUGUUUCAAAGCGUCUUCUUCUAAGAAGCCUCAUAUAAGCGCUGGACUGAAAGCUCAAGAGUCCCCAUUGUGAUAUGAAAGCCACAUAAAAACUGAUGCCAGUGAUUUGGAGACAUCCAUCCAAAGGCUGCUUUUAGCGCGCUAAACGCUGGGUACGGCUGUGACAAGAGUGGGGUGCGAGUCGGCUCAGAAAACGAAGGACGUACGCCGUGUUUUAGCGUUUCGUGAGAUCCCGGCGGACUGGAAUUUGACAAAGCGGGUUCAAUGAGAGAGCUGCAGUGUAAAUGGAAACCCGUCCAUCACGCUUCAGCCUGUAGGUUGACUGUGUAGCGGUGGUUCUCAGCACGCCUGAGGAUGCCGGGGCAUCGCUGCCUGAUGGGUGCUUAUAUCUGCUGCAUACUGACAUAUGGACAUCAGACUCCACCUCACCACAAACCCUAAUGGAGCGUUGUGGAGCUGCCCCUCCUUGUUGCACACGCUGUAAGCUCUUUGCUCCACCUCGCUCCAGCAUGCGGCGUUGAUGUGGUGACUUGAAGUUACUGUCUUCACUAACUGUGUGUAGUUCUGAUGUGCCGUACACACACACACACAUACACGCACACACACAGUGACAUGUGACUCCCGAUCAUGGUUCUGAUCUUUUUCCCGACCCACUGUAAGUAGCUGUCUGCAGUCUGCUGUUGAAAGGCCUCUAUUGUUAAGACUGAAGGCGGGCAGCCACAGCAGAUUAAAGUUAUUCAUAAGGAAAUAUAACUAUAUGUUAUUAGGGUGGAGACCCGUUUGGCAGUAUGAAUUAUUUAGACUUGCAGACUUUCGUUAGACAGCGACACUUAGACACAUUUGAAGAGUUCCCAAGUCUGUCUACGACUAAAUAAUGUGAAAUUGUGUUUUUUCCAAUUCACAAUUGAAAGCAGUGUUAUGUACAAGAUAAGGUUGGUCAGCAUCAGGAGGCAGAUACACAUAGAUCAUAUCAUUUCACAUUAAAUUGGCUUGUGUUGAGCAGCUGACGACUAGGAAGGGCCACAGACACACAAGUCCCUGUAAUAAGAUGUGAAUACCACCAAAAAGCUCCGAAGCCACACUCGAAGGUCGUCAGAGACUCGGCUCAAACCUGUUAAUAAGAAACACAAAACCUAUGCGGAUUAAAAGUCAUGUGGGGCCCAGCGGGUUAUGUAAGUGGUUACAGCACACGAGCGCAGCAGGGGCUGCGACGCACAAACAACUUGUUGCAAUAUUCCCAAUCAUGCCAGCAGAAGUACUUUGUGACACAAUAGCAAGCGUUGUUCGUCCAUUGGCCCGCGGGCCACACAGAUUACAGGGUUCCUCCUGUUAUAUUCCAAGCCAGCGGGUUGGACGAGUACUGCAGCUCCAGACCCGGGAGCUUGUACUGAGCCGGCACCGUUUCUGAUGAUCCACCAUUUGGGUCCUGUCACGAAGGCACGGCUCAGUUCCUGCUGAAGCGUUCUACUUCCUCAUCCAGUCCCGAGUUUCCUGCUUUCUCGAGAGGCCCCAGAGUGAUAGCAGAUGUUAUUGCAGUGGUCGACCUCGGUUUCACUGGGCUCAUCCAGUUUCAGGCUCAGCACAAUGUGGCGUCCGUCCUAAUAACUCCCACCAUGUGAGUCACGUUCAUUGCGAUGGUUCCGCGCCUCCAGAUCUCGCCUCUCGGCCGGUUCCACCAGCUGGAGGUGGACGGUUCAUGGCUGCAACUGUGGAGCACGUCUCGCAUUCCUGGUGGAGUCCUCCAACUGAAGCUGUCAGACAGCCAGGCCAUAACACGGCAGGUUUUCAGCCUCUCAGCUGGCCCUUGCUGUCAGGCUGGAGGAACACUUGCACAAUCCUUGGCUGUGAUCACGCAAUCCCACCCCUUGAUUAAACACACCCAAAUUAGCUAUGUGGGGAACUUCUGUGCCGACCCGCCUGCUCCUCAGCAGCUGAGCAUUCAGAUGCGUGCUCCUCAGCCCCCCACAGCGUUUGUUCAGGGGGAUCAGGCUAUUGGAGAAAUUUUGGUUGCAAAGUAAUGUGAUGCAGCUAAUACUUAUUUUCUGUUGCCUGUUAGUAUUUAUUAUACAUUUGAUAUGAAAGUUUCAGUUUAGUCUUAAUUUUGCUAAACAGUCAGUCAAGCCAUCAGAAACACUUCAUUUUCCCCAGAGGAUGAACCGCUCAGACUUUGGUGAUUCUUUGACUUGCUGAAUUUCAAUGACUUCAUUACUUAAUGACCUAAGAAGCUUAACCUAUGGUGUGAAUAUAGUCAAUUGGCUGUCAUCUGGAAAACAUCAGCACCUUAGCAUGCGCCACACACAGCUUGUCCUGUUGACAUUGUUGGGUUUGUUUUUACUGCUAAACAAAUAGCUAGGGAGCGUUGGGGGGUUUGGAGGCCUCUGGGGAUUCAGUCAUUUAGACACAUAGCUCUGUUUCUACUUUCUACCAUCAUUCACUAUGAAGGCAAAUACUUGGCACCCAUCUUAAAGCAAACACUUAGGAUCGAGCAGUUUCCCUGGUGCUCGCAGCCAUCUUUAUGCAGCCUCCUUUUCUGUCUGCAUGGUUUCCUCUGGGUGCCACUAGAGGUCACAGCAUGGGCCUCAGGGGCUUUGUCUUGCCCCAUAAUGGCUCUAUUCUCCCACAGCAGCAAGGACUUCCAAAUCUGCUGGACAUAGGACACCAUUGUGAGUCACAUCAGAGUAACAUGAGGCGAACCAGAAGCACCAAGUGUCCUUGGGUGUGCAUGUUCAAGAAAAUGCAGUGUGUUCAGACACGACUUAGUUGACAUGCAUAGCGAUAAGACAGAAGAGCUGCCGAGAGCUGGGAGGCUGCAGCAGGUGUUUCGUGCAUUCGAAGCAGCCACGUGGCCUCGUGCUGCGUUCAGGCGAUCUGCAUGUGUUGUCAGGCAAAGUGAGACGACGCCUGAGGAAAACCCGCCUAUGCUAUUUCUCAGUUUCACCCAAGAUACCUUAAUAUUCCGAACGUACUCGUACUCGGUUGACAUAUUAACAGUUCCACUUGGAAAAAUAGUAAAAGAAAGUUCUGCUCCUCUCAGAUGACUGAAUCAACACCAGCGGAGUCAGGCAGAUUACAGUAACACCCAAACCAGAGGGAAACACAAACCCAUAACAGCCAAGUUCCUGCUUCAUUUGCUAUGGACUUCAGAUAACACCCGUAGAGGUUCCAGCCUUCUCCCACACUCCAAUCAGGCAGGAUGGAUCCCACCGGGUUGACCUCUGAAGGGGUGGGGGCCGAGGCCGAUUCCUGUAGUUUGGAGAUAGAGAGGAAGUAUGACGUCAUCCCCUCUGUCAUCUGCUCCAUGUGUUGCCUGUUCGGCAUCAUCUACUGCUUCUUUGGUUACCGCUGCUUUAAGGCUGUGAUGUUUCUGUCGGGCCUCAUGUUCGGCUCCGUCAUCAUUUUCCUGCUGUGCCAUAAGGAGCACGUGCUGGACACCCAGCUGAGCGUGGAGGCCAGCGCCGGCAUCGGCCUCAGCAUCGGCCUGCUGUGCGGCCUGGUCACGAUGUUGGUGCGCAGCGUGGGCCUGUUCAUGACGGGCCUGCUGCUGGGCCUCCUUCUGGCGCUUGCCGCCCUGCUGGUCACCCACCAGUUCUACACGCCCACCACCGUGUGGGUGCCGCUGGGCGCUCUGGUGGGGACGGGAAUGCUGUUCGCCGUGCUCACGCUGCAGUGGCAGAAGCUCUUCACCGUGCUCUCCACCGCGGUGUUCGGAGCGGCCAUCAUGACCGUGUGCGCCGACUACUUCGUGGAGAUGCUGACGCUGGGUGAGCGUGUGUACGAGUGCCUGCGCCUCUCGCCCGGGCCACCUCUGUGCUGGUACAGCUGGGUCAUCCUGGGCAUCUGGCCAGCUCUCAGCCUCAUAGGAGUGCUGGUCCAGUGGAAACUGACAGAUAACAGCUUCUCGCACACUGAGGUUGUUAUCAGUCGGAGACAGAAGAGGCUCCAGCUGAUGCGAAUUCGAGAGAAGGACGCCAAGAAACGACAGCAGGCAGGUGGGCAGGAAGGCACAUACCGCCGUAAACCCACCCCAGUGAAACGUUACGCUGGCGAUCUACUGGCGCCGAGUUACCUGCAAAGUCUGCGGGACAGACAGACAGGCACAGGCACUUCCCUUAGCAGCAUGGGCACCGCCAACCACACCACCGUGGACCUGGACUACGACACCGGCUCCACGGUGCCCCUCACCCGUACAACCCCUGUCGUCAGCGUCUGAGCAGCGCGGUGAUGAGAAGGGAAGAGUGGAACUGUUGCUGUUCUACGAGUGUUGCUUAGUGGAGAAGAGGAACAGGCGACGGCCGGUGAACUCUAUAACCACUGCAACCAUGUUCCUCAGAGAAUCACGAAGGACCCAUACUAACAAAGUAACAGCAGAAGGGAGCCUCAUAAAUAGGCAGUAGACAAAUGAUGAAACGUGAAACUCGUUUCACAUUAUAUGUGCUGUACCUGCAGAGUUAGUGACCGUCGAGGUGUUGUUUCCAUGUUUGACCGCGAGCUCGAAUGUUCCGUAGUUCUGUGCAUUCUGUGGAUGACGUUUGUGGGGUGAAGCAAAGCAGCUGAUGCAAAUGAACAGUUUGCAUUUAAAUGCUGUUUCCUGCAGCUUCCAUGAGGCUCUUUUCCUGCAGCCGUCUAUUAAUUCUGUGACUUUUUUUUCUGUUUCUGCGAUGUAGCUCCUGUCGGACAACAGUAGGCAAAGAAUAUAUACAGUAGCGUGGAGUCAAUCUAAUUUAUGUAGCGUUGAAAAAUGCACAAAAAUAAAGCAUGUUUGUUGUUUGUGUAGAUUUCUGAAAUAAUUAUCCACAUUGUUUGAAUUUUGCAGGGACCCAUUCCCUGUCUUUGUACAUACCUGUUGAUAGAAAUUUCCAAUAUAAAUAAAGGUGUUUGAUACGGAAGCAGCUUCUA